Danio aesculapii is the source of this 1711-nucleotide messenger RNA. RefSeq names its product asparaginyl-tRNA synthetase 2, mitochondrial (gene nars2). Bases 377 to 1690 code for a protein of 437 amino acids. Gene Ontology annotation, molecular function: asparagine-tRNA ligase activity; ATP binding; nucleic acid binding. The record is from RefSeq and is a predicted model, not a curated record. Gene Ontology annotation, cellular component: mitochondrion. Gene Ontology annotation, biological process: asparaginyl-tRNA aminoacylation. The transcript has 13 exons. Lineage: Eukaryota; Metazoa; Chordata; Actinopteri; Cypriniformes; Danionidae.
UUGCAUGUUUCCAAUAUUCUUCAGAUACUUCCUUGUGUUCAACAGAAGAAAGAAGAUUCAAACAGGUUUGUGACAAGUGGAAGAUGAGAAAAUGAUGACAACAUUUUCAUGCUUGGCUGAACAUUAAUUUUACUUCAGCGUAGUCUCUAUUUCAGAGGUCGCCACAGUGAAAUGAACAGUCAACUAUUUCAGCAUAUGUUUUAGGCAGCGGAUGCCCUUAAAGCCACAACCCAGUACUGGGAAACACCCAUACUAGCUCAUUUACUCACACACACACACACACACACACACACACACACACACACACACACACACACACACACACACACUCAUUCACUAUGGCCAAUUUUGUUUUACCCAAAUUCACCUAUAGAGCAUGUCUUUGGACUGUGGGGGAAACCGGAGCAUCCGUAAGAAAUCAACACCAACAUGGGGAGAACAUGCAAACUCCACACAGAAAUGCCAACUGGCCCAGCCGGGACUCAGUGACCUUCUUGCUGUGAGAGACCUCACAUUUGGCUGUGCUGUCGACAUCACCGGCACUUUAGAGAAGAGCCCAAGUAAGAGGCAGAAUGUGGAGUUACAAGCUCAGAGUAUUAAAGUGGUUGGAGAAUGUAAUCCAUUGGACUUUCCAUUUAAGAUCAAGGAGCGUCAUCCUCUGGAGUAUAUAAGGCAGUUUCCUCACCUCAGAUGCAGAACUAAUGCCUUCAGCUCCAUGCUCAGGAUACGCAGUGAAGCUACAGCCGCGAUCCAGUCAUUCUUCAGGGAUCACGGUUAUGUGCAGAUUCACACACCAGUCAUCACCUCAAAUGACUGUGAAGGAGCUGGAGAGCUUUUCCAGGUUGAGCCUACAGGUGAUAAAAAAGACUCAGAUGACCCACAUUUCUUCUCUGUGCCAGCUUAUCUAACAGUCUCAGGACAGCUGCAUCUGGAGGUGAUGGCAGGUGCUUUUUCAGCCGUGUACACAUUUGGACCUACGUUCAGAGCAGAGAACUCUCAAAGCAGGAGACACUUGGCCGAGUUUUAUAUGGUAGAGGCAGAGAUCGCCUUCACAGAGUCACUAGAUGACCUCAUGAAGGUAAUGGAGGACUUAUUCAAGGCUGCCACAGAGCAUGUGUUGUCAAACUGCACCGAGGAUGUGGAGUUAUUUCACAAAUAUGUGGCACCAGGACAUCGGGAGCAAGUGGAUCUCAUGUUGAACAGAAAAUUUAAUGUCAUUUCUUACACCGAGGCGAUAGACAUUCUCAAGAGCAGCUCACAGAACUUCACAUUCAGCCCCGAGUGGGGCUGUGAUCUUCAAACAGAACAUGAGAAAUUCCUUGUGAAACACUGCGGAAACACCCCUGUGUUUAUCGUUAACUAUCCCUACGAGUUAAAGCCGUUCUAUGCCAGAGACAACCAGGACCAGCCCAGACAUACUGCAGCUGCUGUAGACCUCUUGGUUCCUGGUGUCGGGGAGCUUUGUGGUGGAUCUCUGAGAGAGGAGAGACUUCAACUUUUGACACAAAGACUAUCACAGGCUGGAUUGGAGGACACAUAUACAUGGUAUCUGCAGCUGAGAGAGUUUGGCUCGGUCCCUCACGGUGGUUUUGGGAUGGGCUUUGAGAGGUACCUGCAAUGCAUUCUGGGACUCAACAAUAUCAAAGAUGCGAUUCCAUUUGCAAGGUUCUCGCACUCCUGCCAGCUUUGAUAAAGUGUUAUAAAAUGAAAA